Messenger RNA from Cyprinus carpio (common carp), 4273 nucleotides. Its product is annotated as chromobox protein homolog 6-like. The record is from RefSeq and is a predicted model, not a curated record. Lineage: Eukaryota; Metazoa; Chordata; Actinopteri; Cypriniformes; Cyprinidae.
CAAAUGAGCAAACACUCUAAAAAUACUUCUUGCAGAUGUAAAUGCAGACAUCAAGUAGACGUCUCUGUGAUGUACAUGCAUGUUUGUACACAGAUGCUUAGAUUAAGCGAGUUUUAUUAGACAUCGUGCAGAUGUGACUUAUGCUUGCUAUCUGGGGUGGCAGCAUCUGCUCAAACCAGCAACAUUAUUAAAAAAAAAAUCACCACUCUCUUAUUGAGAGAUAGGAAAACGAAAAUGAUUUUUAUCUUAAAAAACUAAACAAAACCUUUAUUAAUCUGUUUUAUGUAUCAAGAUGUAUAUUAUGAGACCAUGAUCUAAUAUACCCUUCUCGCCGUUUCCAGGACUACCAGAGUUGACCCAGAGCACGUGACAGCGCGCGGGUUUGUUGCUGUCAUAGAUUUGUAAAGUGUAGAGCCGCUAGACAGAGUCGUCUGGAGCGAGCGCGCCGAAAAGAUGGAGGUUUCGGCGGUCGGAGAGCGGGUUUUCCCAGCGGAAGCCAUUCUGAAAAGCCGCGUUAGGAAAGGUCGAAUUGAGUACCUGGUUAAAUGGAAAGGUUGGGCACUAAAACACAGCACAUGGGAACCAGAGGAGAACAUCUUGGAUGAUCGACUCAUCACGGCCUUUGAGAAAAAGGAGCGGGAGCAGGAACUUUACGGCCCAAAGAAACGUGGACCUAAACCAAAAAACUUUGUACUAAAGGCACGGGCACAGACGGGUGAUAGACCUCGAAGCUCAGAUACCCAACGCACUCCACCUCAAAUACCUGCCAAGCUUCCCGCCUCUUCCUCUUCUGCAAGUUCAGCUCCUUCUCAGCCUUCAUCAUCCUCUUCCUUAUCCACCACUCCAACCCCUAGGGUGCACUCUCUCGCCGCUGCUCAUAAACUGAAGAAAGACAUCCAUCGUUGUCAUAGGAUGUCUCGACGACCUUUGCCUCGACCCGACCCCCUAGGCGAGCCCACAGGAUCCACAUCCUCAUCCCGUCCUCCUAUCUCUCCAUUCUCUGAAACUGUCCGCAUCCUCAACCGCAGAGUCAAACCGCGAGAGGUUAAGCGAGGACGUAUAAUCUUGAACCUGAAUGUCAUUGACAAAUCCGAAAACAGUGGAGUAACAAGUAGAAGGUCACCACAGUCGUUUGCAGGGCGGGCGAAGAUCCCAUCCCGAAAUCGCAUCAUUGGGAAAAAGCAGGGGGACAUGCCUUACAGGCCAUUCCAGCAUCCUAUGAAGAUGCUGGGCUUCCCGAUGUACGGCCAGCCAUUUGGGCUCCACCCCUGUGGAUCAGUGUCCUCCAUGGCCAAUGAAGAAUCCAACACUGGAGCCAAUCGGAGAGGUGGAAACUGCUGUGAUAGCCAUUCCUCUGCUAAUGUGCAGAAGUUUCAAUAUCAGACUCCACCUUCUCCAUCCAGCUCCAGUGGGUCUAACAACAGCUCCCCUUCACUUCAAAAACAACCGACUCAACCUGAAGCUCCUACGUCUCCAACUAAACUGGACUCUGCAGGCUCAUCACGUUCCCAAGAUGCUUCCCAACCUCACCCAAAGUCCAGCUCUGCGCCGUUCCUCCCUUCCUCACCCUCUUAUUUGUCCUCUCCGUCAUUCUCUCUUGAUGAUGAAGACCAGAGCUCUCCAAAUCUCACCACUUCUCGGGGCAGAAAAAGGAAACUUCGACAUCGAACCCAGGUGGGUCGAGCUUCGCUCUGCCAGUGAUCCUGCCUUUCCACAGCCUUUUUCCCAAGUAAUUGCGCCUUGUCUUGUCACCUCCAGUCCUGUAGAGACCACCAUUCCCAUAUCUCCAGACCUAAAGUUCAGAAUCCACCCAAGAAAUGCUGAUCUCAACAGCUUUCUUGGAUUUGAGAUGUUGCAUCAAGACAUUUCUAAUUGUUUGAAGUCCAUUUUCAUUGGGAUAAUGAGCACAGGACGCUUCACUCCUGCUUUGGAAGUUCAGCCAGUGUGGGUGAAGAUUGUGUAUCCGCACAAUGAUGCAUUGAUCUCGCCAACUUUCUCCUGUGCUGAUGAAGAACCCAAGUCAUUGUGGAACUUGCUAUAUUACACAGGUGUAGACGUGACUGUAUUUAUAUGCACCAAGUUGCAAAAUCCUGAGGACAGUUAAGUUAUUUCCUUCGGCUUGAACUCCGCUCUGAUCCAGAUGUCUGCUGAGACUCUAAACUGAUUCAAGUGUGAAUGCUGAGGACUGCAUCUAUAGUGUGGUACUGUAAGUUAAACCUUCCACAUACUCAACUACCCACUUUCCCUGUUGGAGAAGUACCUUCUCAUAUUUGCCUUCUGACUACAAUAGUUUGUGUUUCAUGUAAUAGUUACUGUAUUUUUGGGGCCGGUAACCAGAUGUAAAUUCUCUCAGAACUUGAUUGGAGGAGUUCAAAUACCAUUUAGAGACUUUUACACUAAGUGGGUCUCAAAAAUACCAAAUAUAACAGAUUGCCUUGGUUGAUGAAACCCUCUUUCGUGCUCUCAAACGUUACAGUACAGGACCAUGUGUAUUGUGCGUUAUGCUGGUGAGUGCAUGUUGUUGGCCCUUGAGCUCGUCCCAUGUUGUCUGCAGGUCCGACUGGACGCUAGCAUUGACAAUACAGACCUGGGAUAAAGCUAGCUUGUUUAGUUGAUGCUAGGGCUGUAAAUCUCCAAAAAAGACAAAUGACUUGUGCGCUGUAUUCCAAGAUGUAUAAAGCCAUUCUAUUGCUAUGUGUGAAGAAUGGCCUGAAAAAAGUUGUCUUGACAGCCUUGGCCACCAUUCACUUUCAUUGUAGGGAAAAGAGGGGUUUGGACAUUCUGCUGAAGAAAUACUUCUAUGUUUUACUGAAGGAAGUUUCAAAAUGCAUGAAGGUGAGUACAUAAUGACAAUGGUUGGGUGAACUUCAUUUAAUAUUUAGAAUUUUACUGAAAGCUAAAAGGUUUAGUUGUGGCAUGGUGUCAUUUUAUUAUUUUAGAAUUUAUAAAAGUUGUGGGAAGCUUUUCACUUAGGCUUUUUUGGGCAGUCCAGCAAGCAAUAUUAUAACCUGCCACAUUAGGCUUGAAGAAACAGGUUAACACAGUUUAUGGCAGCUAACUUGGUUGUACUGAAGGAUGAUGAAAUGUCAGACUCCACCGGAGGACAAAGGCAAACCUCAUUAUAAGAUUUAAUUAUAGAACACAAUUAAGUUCCACUUGUAGUCAUACCGCCGUCCUCUAAUGGAGCACUAUUACUCUAUCACUGUGCCUUUAGGGAGAAAUGAAAACCUUACAACAUUUUUAUGACGUUUUUUAAGAUUUUCCCCAACUAUUGACAAUUUUUAAAUCUUUUCAUAUUUUUAGUAUGUGUAUAUAAUAACUUUCUUUUAAUAAUGUUAAAUGGUUUUAGUUUACUUGCUUCCAGACAUUAAUGUGAACUUACCUACUCUUCAUUUUCUUUGCUUUUUCAGAGUUCUUUAAAGGUUUAUAUUGUUAUUAGUAUUAUUUUUAAAUCAGAGUCAUACGUUUAUCCCAGGUCUGAAAUAAUUCAUAUUUUGAACAUAUCCCUGGUGCUGCCCCACAUAGGGCGCCACGUGUGGUGCAUCUGUACAAUAAUAUCUACAGUCAUAUCGAAGCACGUGUUGCAUUUAGUUGCUCUGUUUAAUCCCAUGAUGUUGUUAUCUUUGUCUACGAAGUGUUCCACAUACAAACAGUCAAGUCCUUGUUUACCUUUACAUCAUUAAUGUUAGAAAAUAGAUGUCACUAUGGUGUAAAACAAUGCAAGAUGUUUUCUCCUAAAGAGGUAGCUUAGCACUAUGAUAACAUGUGGCCUACAUUUCAUGCAGUAGGGUUUUUAGGUUGUAGCCACCAGGGACCCUCACUGCACAGACAAGUAGAGAUUAUGUUUAAAAUGGUUAGGAUGAAGGUAUACUGGAGGUAACAUCCUCAAAUAUGAGUGUCUGAUGCUUUUUUUUUUUUUUUUUUGGUUUAAAAUUUAUUAUUAUUAAUUUUUCCAUGCCGUAGAAAUGAAUGAUACGUGCUGCCUUUAUUUUAUAGCCAUUGUAAAAUUUUUCUAGUCUACUUUGGGUUUGAGAGUAUGUAGAACCCAAAAAACAGAACUAAGUGUGAUUUAUAUGAGUUAUCUGUUUGGUAAUGUGUGAGGUUAAUGCCAUUGAUGAAGCUGAUUAUGGUAAUGAACUUGUUGCUUUGACAUUGUAAUGUAGUGGGUGCAUGAUUUGAGAACCCUAAUUGUACAGGUCAUUUAAAUGUCAUAAUGUUGUUGUUGCUUUGUGUUUUCCUUGAAAGAGCUUUUAAUAAAAUCACUUUAAAGACA